ACAAAAUGAAACUGUAAAAGAGACUUUAUCUUGUUUUUACCUCUCUGUCUUCAUCUGUUGUUAACAAGGUUUGGUUUGUGUGUGUGUGUAUGUGUGUGUGUGUGUGUGCGAGAGAGAGAGCGAGAGAGAGAGAGAGAGAGAGAGAGAGAGAGAGAGAGAGAGAGAGAGAGAGAGAGAGAGAGAUGUGGGCGGGCUCUGGAUCAGCUCCAUCCCACCUCGGAAAUACCCACCAGGUGCUGCAGCUCCUUCCUCCCCGCUCUGCGCUCCUCUCCCCGGGCUUCCCUCCUCUCAGAGCUCCAUCUCUCUCUCGGCUGUCUGAGAACUCUGAGUCCCGGAGUGAUCGCCGGUGAAAGGCAGAGAUGUCCUGCCGGUGACUGAACUCUUCCCCCCGGCCUCUCUCAGUCUGUGUUCCCCGGUCUCCAUGGCUCUCCGUCGGCCGGUCGGACAAUAACUACAGCCCGCCUGCCCGCUGCAGCAGAGCCGCCUCUCCUCCUCCUCCUCCUCCUCCAGCCGGGGGGGAGCUCUCUGACUGACCCUGCCCGGGAUCUGGUGCGCUCUCCACGGCUCCAGAUGGCCGGACACGAAUGGGAGGACUGGUUCGAGAGGGAGGAAUUUAUCGGACAGAUCAGCGACAUGCGGGUGCAGAACCUGCAAGUUGAGAGAGAAGUGGUGCAGAAGAGGACCUUCACUCGAUGGAUGAACCUGCAUUUAGAAAAGUGCGACCCACCCAUCGAGGUUCAGGACCUUUUCCGGGACAUCCAGGAUGGACACAUCCUCAUGGCUCUGCUGGAGGAGCUCUCCGGCUGCAAGCUGCUCCAAGGAUUCAAGAAGUCCUCCCAUCGGAUUUUCAGACUCAACAACAUCGCCAAGGUCCUGUCCUUCCUGGAGGAGAGAAACGUGAAGCUGGUCAGCAUCGAUGCGUCUGAUGUGGCUGAUGGAAACUCCUCCAUCAUCCUCGGGCUCAUCUGGAACAUCAUCCUCUUCUUUCAGAUUAAGGAGCUGACUGGGAACAUCAGGAGCCAGUUCCCCUCCUGCUCCAGCCUGUCCUCCAUCCCCACCAGCUCCGACUCCGACGCCUCCUACUGCAGCACGCCGUCCGACGAGAGACAGACGGCGUCCUCUGCCAUGCGAGAACACAGCAAGGCCAUCAAGAAGCUGCUGCAGUGGGUACAGAAGAGAACGCGCAAGUAUGGGGUUGCAGUGCAGGACUUUGGGAAAAGCUGGAAGAGUGGUCUGGCCUUCCUGGCUGUCAUUAAGGCCAUUGACUCCAGCCUGGUGGACAUGAGGAAGGCGCUGCUGAGGACUGCAAGGGAGAAUCUGGAGGACGCCUUCAGGAUAGCCCACUACAGUCUGGGGAUCCCACGCCUGCUGGAACCUGAGGAUGUGACCAUCAACACACCAGACGAGCAGUCCAUCAUCAUUUACGUGUCCCAGUUCUUGGAGCACUUCCCAGGCAUCGAGGAGGACGAGCACAGCCGGCUGAUCGAACGCAGUGUCUCCAUGUGCCGACUCAACUACCGAGAAGCGGACUCAGACUACUUGAGGAACGGCACACACCGCAGCAGAGUGAGGGAGAGAUCCUACAUGUUUGAAAGGGACUCGGCCCAACCCCCUCCCAAAAUCUUGAUCUCCUCUGUGUCCGAGGACAGGAGCACCAAGCCGCCGUCCUUCAGGGUGGCUGCCGCUCGCUCUUGGUCCAGUGAAGACAUCUUAGCAGAUACAGAGGAACUUUCUAAACAACCCAAGGAACUGUCCAAUGAGGCCUCAACGAACUCAACAUCUGACCCCCCAGAGCUGACCUACCCUCAGUCCCCCUCCAGCUCCUCAGUGCCCGAGUCCGUCAACACCGAGUCUGUGAUUGGCGACUCGGCAAUCAGCUCCCCAGACUCCUGGGUGGAGAGCGAGUUCGGGGUCACGCCGGAGAAGUUCAGUGAGAGUCGCAGUGACAGCUCUUUGUGCGACAGUGGGACAGCCUGGGAUGUUUACCGUGCCACGCCUGUGGAGAUCACUACCCUGGAUGAUGUGGUCCCGUUGAUAGAGGGUAAAACCCCUGACGAGCAGUCCAUCACUGAGUCCUACACUGACGAAGGGGUUUACUCUCUGAGCUCGAUGGAGAGCACGCAGGAGAGAGUGCACGACAAGAAGCAAGAGGAGGUAGAGAACGAGAAAGAGAACAAUCCAAGUGAAAAAGAGACUGAGAACAAACUUGACCCCAAACAGACGGAUGUAGAUCAACCUCAAAAACAAUCUCCUGAACCGUGUAAUGAAAAAACAGCAGGAACUGAUCAAACUAACCCGUCCCCGCUCAUCUCCAUCUCUGAACCCCCUGAGGAUCUCCGUAAGCAAACCAGUGUUGAAGAGAGCGCCCACAAGGAACCAGAAUGUGACAAGAAAGCUGUGGACUUACCUGAGGGGGCUCAGGGCCAGAAGGUACAAGCUAACGGUCCCACUGAAAGUAAGAAUGUAAGACUGAACAAUGAGAAGCUGGAAAACGAAUGUCUGAAAACAGACUCUCCUUCAGGAGAGUCAAAAGAGGAGUCAGAGGCUGUAAAGGAAAAGGGUGAGAGGGUGGUAGAAACACAAGACAAAGGAAGUGAAGGGGUUUCUAAAGAAAGCCUCAAAACAGAGACUCACGACGGUGCCUCAGAGACGAGUCCUGCCCCGGGCAUAAACAUUCCUGUGAUCUCUAUUUCAAGUGAGCCGGAGGAGCACGGUGAGGAGAGGAGACCGGAUCGUGUUGCAGAUGAUGAAGUUCAUCAGGUGGAGACAUCUGGAAGUAAAGUGAACCCUCAAAACCAAGACAAAUCAAGCCCUGAAUCAAACGACAACCAUGACGACAAGGAGUUUGUUUCCUCCUCCCCUGUACUGGAAAAUGCUAAACAUGCAACUUCAGAGCAAGUCCGAGACAAGGACAUUAAGCCUUUGGAUGGUGCUGAUGAACAUGGCAUCAGUAAGUCAUCAAACUCAGACAUAUGUGCACCGGACACGAAGGAUGCCAUGGAUAGAAAUGAAGAUAAGCAGAAACCUGAGCCUUCAAAUCCUGAAUCUCAAACAGGAAACUCUGAGAAGGACUCGAUCGCUCAGUCUGCAGAAGGAAAACCUCAACCGGGGAAGACUGAGCAAGAAGCAGUCGUAGCUGAUCAACCUAGUGGACACCAGGAUAAACUGAUAGACCUCUCUGUGGAUGGUGAGACCACAUCGGAACCUGUUAACUCAAAACCUAAUGAGCCAGGCGAUCGAAGUUCUCCCACAGAUGACCUCCUCGGCGACCUGAUUGAACCCAUGGAUCUGUUCUACCCGGACAAAGAGGAGCCCAUGUUCACAGAGCCUCCGGACUCUGAAAUGGAGAGCUGGCCUUCUGUUCUGAGCGUGUCUCCUCUCCAGCCGGCGCCGGCUUCAGAGACUCUACCAGAGGACCAGCCGCUCAUCCUGCUGGGGGAAGAUUUCAGGAAUGGAGUGGACUCAAUCAAAGACAAAGAUCAGUUGAUCAAUCUGACCAACCUGGAGGCGAGCACACCACCUCAAUCCCCAGAUGGCUGUUUGCUGAAGAAAGAAGGACUGUGGGGUGGAGAAGUCCCCGCCGACUGCAGGGAUCUGAGUGAGGCUGAGAACCAGAGUUCAGACUCCGCCAAGGAAAACACAGAGCCUGUGAGGAAUGAGUCUGAAAGCUCCAGCACACAGGACGAGAUCCAGAUCGCUCCGGUUCUCCGUCACAGGAAGGGGGCUCGUCUCACUGACUCCUCGAGCGAUCAGAGCGCUGUGACUGCAGCAACAAGAAACACAGACAACAAGGAAGCUGCUGUUUGGUGGGGUGACGGCUGGGAGCUGUACCUGCUGCUGCUGCUGUGGCUGCUGCUCUACUGUUUCUGGGUGCUGCCACAGAUUGACCUGAAGACACUGCCCAGCCUGCUGCUCAACCUCUGAACACACACUCUUCCUACACACACACACAAACACACACUCUUUCCACAUGAAUGCACCGUCACUAGACAAACAGAAACACAAACUGACACAGCUCUACUGCCACUCCUGUUACCUGUUCGUCACACCGACUGAACUCCCGAUGAAGUGAAGGCAUUUAAAAACGUGUAUUUUAAACUAUUAGGGCUUAUUUUAGGUUUUUGCUUUUAAGCUUUCUAUGUGGCUUAAAGACAUCUGUGUCAGAGCCACUGACGGGCAAGAAGAGGUCUGUGGUUUUAAGAAAACAAUUUAAAAAUACGACUCCUGCACACCGUCUACUCGCAGAAAUAAUUAUUCAUCAGAACAGGCAGGAACUCAAAUGCUGUUAGCCUGAUGAAGGAGGAAAACUCUGCUAACAGAUGUUAACUGUUUUGAUCGUCUCCCUCCUCUCCUGUACACCUGUCCUCUGAAAUACAUGCAUAAAGCUUAUUUUAACUAAAAAAGGAACUGGCAAUAUUUUAAGAGAAAUUAUUUAAAGAAAACUGCUUUGCAUAGUUUUUAUUUCAUUGUCAUUUUAAGCAUUAAAGGGCAUAAAUAAAAGGGCUCCUCAGCAGAUUAUUCGACUGAAUUUAUAACAAAUAUCAAUUCCUAGAAAUACUUAGCGGUCUCAAAGUAUCAUAUGGAGUUCUGAUUUUACAAGAAAGAGAUCAAACGUUUCUUAACUCAUAAAAGUGAUAAAAGAAAUGAAAAACUCAGUAAAGUUAAUAUGAGUGUCAUUUUAUGAGGAAGAGACAAAAAUGUUGAGACCGUAUGGAAUAACAUUUUAAAAGUGUGGUUAUAGGUUUGGUGGAAAACAGUCCCAUCAAUCUUAAAUUAUACAAAGUGAGGUUUUAAUUCUGAGAGGAGAAACUCUUCCUGAAAGUGCUUUUAAAAGGGAAUUUAAAAUCCUCAGAAAACAUCCGUUUAAGAAAUAGAAAAGACUGUCCCCUUGUGUCCGCUCAUCCUGGCUGAUCCUGGAGAACUCUGCGUGUCCUGCAGAUCAGAAAGAGAAACUGCAAAGCCCUAAGGUGCCUGUGCAAAAUCAACAAACUAAUAGUAAUACCAAACAUUAACAUGUGACUGAAAAACACGAGUUACCCCGAUGCCCCAAACCCAACCAAAGUAAUACUGCAUUCAGCUGAAUGGCUGUUUGCUUCCUAAAGUGGCCUAAACGAGAGUUCAUUGAAAUUUUAGAACCAGCAUCUCGUUAAUUCAGACCGAUAACGAGACUGCUGCUGGUCUCCAAGUCAAGUCAAGUCAACUUUAUUUAUAUAGCACAUUUAAAAACAACUGCCCUGUGAUAGGUUGGCGACCUGUCCAGGGUGUACCCUGCCUUCUGCCCGAAGCCAGCGUGGAUAGGCUCCAGCCCCCCCGUGACCCCUAACGGGAUAGGCGGUCAAGAUAAUGGAUGGAUGGAUGGAUGGAUUUAAAAACAACCAGUGUUGGCCAAAGUGCUUUACAAGGUAAAAAGUACAAAGUACAUGAAGACAACAAUAAACAACAACAUAACAGGAUAUUACUGUCCUCUUCAGGAGAAGGCCAAAGACAAGAGAUGUGUCUUCAACAGAGAUUUAAAACAGUGGGGGCCGAUCGUAAAUGGAGUGGCAAGCCAUUCCAGAGCUUGGGGGCCGCUGCUGCAAAGGCUUGGUCGCCCCGUGUUUUAAGCCGUGUUUUAGGCACAUCCAGGAGCAGCUGGUUUGUUGACCUCAGUGCUUGAGCUGGGCUGUGAACAUGGAGAAGAUCAGCCAAGUAGGAUGGUGCCAAUCCAUUUAGGGCCUUGUACGUUAGAAGCGCAAUCUUAAAAUCAAAAGAAAACACAUACAAAAGAGUAAAACAGUUGCAAAUACAAAAUAGAGGUAGCGAGAUGCAGGCAGACGGCUUGCCGAACGCACUAGCGCCAUCUUGCCCGUGCUCCACGUAUCGCCUUUAUAUUCUCAUUGGGAUGUUUUUCUUACAAGUAACAUCUUUAUCUCAAUGAUGAGAUUCUUUCUGGUAACCUGUGAUCCCGUUCCUUCUCAUAGCGUUGCCAUGUUCCUGAAGUUUCCCCCCUGUUUUCUUGAAACAGGCUCACAGUGGCUCUGACACACUGCUGCAGGUCUGCUCCUUGUUUAAAUACACUAUAAGAGUUUGUGUUUUCUUGCUGUGCAGAGCCGACAGAGCUGACUUUGUGAUACCACACGACUGUACAGCACUCUGAUGUGUAGAUACAUAUUAUGGAUGUACGGAUGCACAGUUGCCUAAAUGAAAAGCCAUUUUAACUCAGAUGAAGAAGCUCAAAGUAAAACUGGAGAUCGAGGAGCUGCAGUGAGGACAGAGCUUAUAAAUAUAUAUGUGUACCUGUGUUAUUGUAAAGAGAACUAACCAGUCUGAAUGAAGGUGUAUUUCUGACGGUGUUGCACAUUUGAGAGAGAAUACAAACUGCCAAAGAUCGUGUUGAAAGUGCUAAAACAGAACGAACACAACUCACCACACGCCCAGUAAUAAAACUUUGUAACACGUAGAAGGUCUAGAAUAACUCUUGUACUAAAGCAUCACCCAGCUCUAUAUUGUAUCAUAGUGGAGGCAGAAUAUGUAUUUGUAAUAUUUUAUGGCUCAUAAGAUGUAUGAAUGGAUUUUUAAAAAGUUUUAUGACAAAGAAAUGUUUUAUGUAACCAGCUACGCUUGAGCUCGUCCAUGGAAAGAGAAUGCUUUACGAUGAAAUACCUUUCUAAAUGUUAUUUUUAAAUACGGUCUGUGAUGAAGCACUACGACACACUGACUUUACUUUAUUAGAUCAUCGUUCCUCACCAGCCGACAGCGUCUCUGUUUACUCUGAAUAUUAAAACUGCUGCAGACACUCAUUACAGUCCAGAACAAAGUGGGUCGUCCUCACAGCCCAGUGUGCGUGCGCGUGCAUGUGCGUGUGUCCCUCUAUCCUUGUGAGAACUAGAGCUCUGUCCCACUUCUGUACUAUUCAGUCUCUGCACAGAGUUCAGACCAGAUCCAUUUGUUAUAUAUGAAAUCAGGCCUUUAAAGGGGUAGACUGUGCAACCCAUUCACAGUUUGAGACAAUCCUACUGCACGGUACAAUGUCUGUCUGUCUCUGGAAUAUACUCUUCCCUUGUUUUGAUAGAUUAUUACCACAAACCAGCUUUAACAGAGAACCAGCUGGGUUAUCUGUGCUGCAUGCAUCACGGUUCAUCAUGCCUGUGUGGUCUCAAUCCCAGGAAGUCAGUAGAAGUACACAGACAGUGCUUUGAGUAUGAUCUGAUGUUUAUGUAUCCCAGCUAUCAGUGAGUCACUUUUGUUACAUGCAUUCGUUAAAAGCAUGCAGAACAAACAUGCAAAUUUAAGACUCUUGAGCUAAGUGAUAUAUUUGGAACAUGACAGCUUGCUGCAAAAACUUUAAUCCAUGUGCACAGGAAAGACAUAUUUCAAAAUUGAACAUCUUCCUCUACCAUCUCUGCAACCUUCCACAAAAGUCAUGCAAAUCUGGCCUUUAGUUUUCUCUGUACUGUGCAGGUAAACACACGAGCUGCACAGAACACAGCCCCUCCUCUGCAGAGGCGAUGAAGGCGUCUGGGCAGAGCUGACUUUAAGAUUAGAGGAAGUUAAACAUCGGGUAGUUUAAGGGCAACGAGUUAAAGAAAGAAGGGAAGCAAGAGUUUUUACAAGGAUACAGUAGACAUUGUGUGACUGUGUGUGUGUCUAUGGUCACAGAACCAUACAAUCCCCCUCUCCCUCCACCCAAACACCCCCCCCCCCUCCAAACCAGAGAAAGGACUGACCCAGUAAAAGCAUCUUAGCCUUUGUAUCAGAGCCUAAUUGAGUCAACAGAACCAGUGAAGUGCAAUAAACGACGUGUUUUAAACC
Messenger RNA from Notolabrus celidotus (New Zealand spotty), 7791 nucleotides. RefSeq names its product calmin (gene clmn). Lineage: Eukaryota; Metazoa; Chordata; Actinopteri; Labriformes; Labridae. The transcript is spliced from 13 exons. Gene Ontology annotation, biological process: nuclear migration. Gene Ontology annotation, molecular function: actin filament binding. Gene Ontology annotation, cellular component: nuclear outer membrane; meiotic nuclear membrane microtubule tethering complex; cytoplasm. Bases 571 to 3924 code for a protein of 1117 amino acids. The record is from RefSeq and is a predicted model, not a curated record.